AUGGGCUUCUACCACUACUUGACUUUCUUGAUUGCACUUUUGUUCUUCGCUAUUGCUGAAGCUAAUUCCAAUGGGGUGGCAAUUGUGAGGAAUAUAAAUGAACUUGCUCAGGAUAGCUAUGGAAUUCCUGGUUUGUCACACAUUACUGUUGCUGGUUCAGUUUUACACGGUUUUAAAGAGGUUGAAGUGUGGCUAGAGACAUUUGCUCCCGGAGCUGCCACGCCGAUCCACAGGCACUCAUGCGAGGAAGUCUUUGUGGUGCUUAAGGGAACUGGCACUCUAUAUCUUGCCUCGAAUUCAAAUCCAAAAUACCCCGGGAGCCCGCAGGAGUUUCCAAUCUUAUCCAACAGUACCUUUCAUAUCCCUGUCAAUGAUGUUCAUCAGGUCUGGAAUACUAAUGAAAGUGAGGAUCUACAGGUGUUAAUAAUCAUAUCUCGACCUCCAAUCAAAGUGUUCAUAUAUGAUGAUUGGCUCAUGCCACAUACUGCAGCCAAAUUGAAGUUUCCUAUUUUUUGGGAUGAAUAUCAGAUACAACCUGUGAAAGAUGAGCUUUAA
Molecule: messenger RNA, 555 nt
Organism: Fraxinus pennsylvanica
Lineage: Eukaryota; Viridiplantae; Streptophyta; Magnoliopsida; Lamiales; Oleaceae
Source: the annotation of a GenBank genome assembly